CUUCUAAUCCCACAGAUUAGUGCCCGCGCUAGCUCGCCGCCCGAGAGUGUUUUAUCGUGCUGCACGGUUUCUUUACGUUGAUAAUUUUUAUGUCAUGUCUUUGCCACGUAACCAGUGGAUGUAGAGGUCGGUGGCCGGGCCGGGGCGGGAGGAGAGCGCGAGAGGAGGUCAAAGUGCACUCCGACUGCAGGAAGUGUACAACUCUUGGCGGGACGUAUUACUUUUUUCGUGGAUGGAGCCAGGAUUUUGGGAUGCGGUGCCAACUGGAUUUAAUGAAACAUUGCUCGUAUUUUCAUUAUUAUUACAUCAUGGUAAUAGUCUAGUAUGUUUGGGUGGUAGUGGGCGUUCACAGCGCAGCGACUGACUGACUGACUUACACCUGAGAGGAUCAUCUAAUUCCGCAGACAAGAGCAGAUGGUGUCCACUGCUCUCUGAAGGGGAAAUGGAACCAGAGUCUUGUAAGAAGCACAAGGACACUGAUGUGAGGGACCCCACAUGUGAGCUCGCGGGUAUGGUCGGACCGUGUGGGCCUGAGGAGGGAAGGGAGGAGGAGCUGGGUAGAAGAAAGAAGGAUGAAGGUGAGACCCCUGGAGUAGACGUCACAUCGGUGAACUCCGAGACCAGAAACUCCUCUCAUCCAGAAGGGGAAGGAGAAGAGACCCAAUGCCGAGGACGGAGAGAACUGAAGAAGACAAACAGCUGGAAGAUGGUGCGAUUCCAAGAACCGUCCUUGGAGGAUAAUGUGCUGGAGAGGGACAGCUCGUCAGAGAGUCUUUUUCCGGAAUAUGCCAUGGAGGAGUGGACCAUGAUCUCUUUCGAGAAACUGUUCCUGAAAGAAGACUGGAAGCAUAUAACAGAUGACCGACUGCUGAGGAAAAAGGUGCUGGAGCCCGCCGGCCCCUCGGCCCCUCGGCCCAUCUGGGGCCAGCAGGUUACGGUGAAGAUGCAGGCCGUCCUCGAGGACCGCACUGUGGUGGAGAAGGACUGCAAGCUGGUGUUUGUUAUCGGGGAAAGAGACGUGAGCCAGGCGCUGGAGGAGUGCGUCCUGUCCAUGCACAGGGGCGAGAUCACGUUACUGCUGGCUGAUUCCCAGUACACAUAUGGGCUCAUGGGCAGAGAGCCCGACAUCCCCGCCUGGGCUCCUCUGCUCUACCAGCUGCAGCUGCUGCACGUCAGAGACAAACCAGAUCCGCUGAAUUUGCCGGUAUCCGAUCGCAUCCGCAUUGGCAACCAGAAGCGGGAGCGAGGGAACUUCCAUUUCCAGAGGGAGGAGUACGGCAUGGCCGCACGAGCCUACUGUAUGGCUCUGGACGUGCUCACCACCUGCGGCAGCAGAGAUGCUGGUCAUGGCGAGAAGGGGGAAGAACAGGAGGUGCGCGACUACAGGGUGAAGUGUUUAAACAACCUGGCCGCAGCGCAGCUCAAACUGGAGCAGUACAACGAGGCGCUACAUGCCAGCCGCGACGUCCUGGCCCUCGACCCCAACAACGUCAAGGCUCUCUACAGGGCGGGCAAGAUCCUGUCAGACUUGAGUGAAUACAAAGAGGCCAUGGAGCUGCUCAAGAAGGCCUUGAAACUGGAGCCGACCACCAAGGUGACUCAGCUGACUGGUAGGCAGGUUAGUGCCCUCUUUUGACCAGCCAACGGUGUUAUUUAUUGUACUGGUACAGCUUGGUGGCGGCCAGCUGUAUCUCACUUCGUACCCAGAAAUGUCAUUUUUAUUGUGAAAGCUUAUGUAAUAUGACAUCUGCGACUUUACAACACCCCACAACCUCACGUUCAGCCACGUAGUUCGGUGUGCGGUGGGCCUCACUUAUUAAUUUCGUAUAAGCCACGGGCUGCUAAAAAAAAAAAAGAAAAGAUGGUGGGCUACAAAUGGCCCCAGGCCCGUAAUUUGGACAACACUGGGCUAGAUCAUAGCGCAACAUUUAUGUCGCACUGUUACUGUGUAAAGAACAGUAAGCUGACCCAAAGUGCGAGUCUGCUCAUUGUCUAGACUCGAGACAAAACCAAAAUAUCUUCCCCUCUGGUAAUUGCAACCUGGGCCUCAACGACGGCGGAUAGCAGCAACAGUUGCGCUGGGAGAAAAUCACACUGAUGACUAAACGUGAGCAAACACGCACGCUUUUGUGAACAAAGAGGACAUGUUAGGCCGCGUGUCCCAAUUUUGUUUUUCGUCACGUGCAUGCGGAAAACCUGCAGAAAUAUUUCAGAAACACAAGCAGCUGACAAGAACAUUACACAACAAAUCAAUUUUGUUUUAAAUGAUUUGACCUUCAGAAAUUAAAUAGGCUAAAUAAAUAAAUACAUAAAAGCCCAACAAUGUUAUAGUUUGAAUUACUAGUAUAGUAUAUAAUACAAUUUUGAAGAACUAAUACAGUUGAAAUUGUCUUGGGUUAAAAUUUGAUUUGGAUUAUUCAUGUACUAUACAGUACAGUGCACAGUUUUAUUUUCUGCUGGCAUCUUGUGGAUAUUUUGAAAACUACAGUAAACAGCUGUGCUUUUAUUGUCCAUCCAUCCAUCCAAUUUCUGAGCCGCUUCUCCUCACAAGGGUCGCGGGCGUGCUGGAGCCCAUCCCAGCUAUCAUCGGGCAGGAGGCGGGGUACACCCUGAACUGGUUGCCAGCCAAUCGCAGGGCACUGCUUUUAUUGUAUUUCAUAUGAAAAAUACGGAAUAAAAUGUACAUAGUGUACUAUGCAUUACUGUGUGUUUAAGCAUAUAGAAAGUGUUUUUAAGAGUAUGGUAGAGGUUAAUUGGAGUGUGGGGAAGAUAAGAGUCUGGGGUGAUUUAUACAAAUUUAGAAUAUGGAUAAAUCAGAAUCAGAAUCCUCUGCAUUUGCCAAGUAUGUCAAAAACACACAAGGAAUUUGUCUCCGGUAGUUGGAGCCGCUCCCGUUCGACAAUUAAUACUUUUUACGCAUAAAAACAAUACGGAGUCAUUUAGCCUCUAGCAAUUUAGUGGCAAGAGGGAAGAAGCUGUUGGAAUGUCUGCUUGUUUUAGUUGGCAUUGUUCGAUACCGCCACCUGAGGGAAGGAGCUGGAAGAGGCGGUGACCAGGUUGUGGGGGGGGGUCCAAGAGAAUUUUGCAUGCUCUUAAUUGUCUUAGUUGUGCCAGCGUGCAAGUCCUCAAGGGCGGGUUGGGGGGUACUGACCAUUUUUCCGGCAGUCCUGAUUGUCCGUUGCAGUCGGAGUUUGUCCUUUUUUGUGGCUGUACCAAACCAGACUGUGAUGGAUGAACACAGGACUGAUUCGAUGGCCGCUGUGUAGAACUGCCUCAACGGCUCCUGUGGCAGGCCGUGCUUCCUCAGAAGCCGCAGGAAGUACAUCCUCUGCUGGGCCUUUUUGAGGAUGGAGUUGAUGUUGGUCUCCCACUUCAGGUCCUGAGAGACUGUAAUUCCCAGGAACGUCAUCCACAAACUCAUAUGACAAAAAAUAGAGUUUUGUGUAUUAUUAUUAUUAGUAUUAUUGAAAUUUACAUCCCACCGUGCAGGCCAUCCACGCUGAACUUUCCAAGCUGGUGAAGCGCCAGUCAGGGGGUGAAACCACACGGGAAUGGAAAGCCAAGCCCGCAGAGGUGCUCGGAGACAACCUUGCACCUUUUCUCCUCGCCUCCAGCAAGACAA
Messenger RNA from Phyllopteryx taeniolatus (common seadragon), 3622 nucleotides. RefSeq names its product FKBP prolyl isomerase 16 (gene fkbp16). The transcript has 7 exons. Gene Ontology annotation, molecular function: protein binding; peptidyl-prolyl cis-trans isomerase activity. NCBI's taxonomy places the organism in Eukaryota, Metazoa, Chordata, Actinopteri, Syngnathiformes, Syngnathidae. Bases 443 to 1636 code for a protein of 397 amino acids. The record is from RefSeq and is a predicted model, not a curated record.